AAAAAAGAAAGAAGAAAAUGGAGAAUCAUUCAUAUGUAUAAUGCGAAUGAUAAUAUUUUAAUUAUUUCACAAUCACAAAACUUAUCAGAGAAAACAUAUAAAAAUGAUAUUAGAGAAAUCUUUGAUAAUUCUCUUUACCAUUCUGAUGAAAUAUCAGAAACUGACAUCAAAAAA
Molecule: messenger RNA, 174 nt
Organism: Funneliformis caledonium
Lineage: Eukaryota; Fungi; Glomeromycota; Glomeromycetes; Glomerales; Glomeraceae
Source: the annotation of a GenBank genome assembly